AUGUUGGGACUAACACAUUAUUCAUAUGAAGGACAAGAACUUGCAAAUUCCAAUAAGCGAUGCACAACAAACUUUAUGUGUGACGACGUAAAUGAUUGUGAGAAAGGUCUAGGAUAUUGCAACAACGGAGUUUGCGGGUGUCUUAAGUUACGAGUGAUGGAUACAAAUAAAGCCAAUCCGAAUCAUCAAGGACAAUGUGACACAAACCUUGAGUGCUACACCAUGGGUUGUAUCAGAGGUCCAGGAUAUUGCGAUAAUGGAGUUUGCAAGUGUCCUAAAUCACAGGUUUAA
This is a messenger RNA of Thlaspi arvense, 291 nucleotides long. Lineage: Eukaryota; Viridiplantae; Streptophyta; Magnoliopsida; Brassicales; Brassicaceae. The record is from the annotation of a GenBank genome assembly.